Molecule: messenger RNA, 1725 nt
Organism: Juglans regia (Persian walnut)
Lineage: Eukaryota; Viridiplantae; Streptophyta; Magnoliopsida; Fagales; Juglandaceae
Product: protein FAR1-RELATED SEQUENCE 5-like
Exons: 3
Coding region: 1-1725 (574 amino acids)
Source: RefSeq, a predicted model, not a curated record
AUGAUUAAUGCCUUAAGAGUUGAGAGAAAGAUGUGGUUGACAACAGUCCAUAAUACACAUAAUCACGAUCUCAACCCAAUGAAAUCCCGCUUCUUUCGAUGUAAUAGAGAAGUGAGUGACUCUGUUAAAAGAGUCCUAGACACAAACGAUUUAGCUGGAAUCCAACUGAAUAAGAGUUACGAAUCUCUUGUCGUUGGAGUAGAUGGCUUUGAGAACCUUCCAUUUUUGGAAAAGGAUUGUUGCAAUUACAUCGACAAAGCACGACAUCUACGACUUGGCGCAGGUGGUGCUGGAUCACUUCAAGAUUAUUUUAUGAGGAUGCAGUACAAGAAUAACGGAUUUUUUGCAUUGAUGGAUUUAGACGAUGAAGGAAGGUUAAAAAAUAUUUUUUGGGCAGAUCCACGUAGUCGGGCAGUCUACCAGUAUUUUGGUGACAUAGUUACAUUCGACACCACAUACCUGACGAAUAGGUAUGGGAUGUCAUUUGCACCAUUUGUUGGUGUAAACCAUCACGGACAGUCGAUUCUUUUGAGAGCUGGGUUAAUUUCCAGUGAGGACACGGAGACCUUUACAUGGUUAUUUCAAACCUGGUUACAGUGUAUGGACGGUAUAGCUCCAAUGGCUAUUAUUACUGAUCAAGACAGAGCAACGAAAAAUACAAUUGCUACUGUCUUUCCAGAAACUCGACAUAGAUUAUGCCUAUGGCAUAUACUGAAGAAAGUCUCUGAGAAGCUUGGGUCAUAUGCUGCAUACAGAAGUGGGCUGAAAACUCGACUAAUGAAAUGUGUGUACGACACACAAACUAUUGAGGAGUUUGAAAAAUGUUGGGCCAAGUUUAUUAACACAUACGACUUACAUGAGAAUCCAUGGUUGAAAAGUUUAUAUGCGGCGUGUGAGCAUUGGGUACCGGUUUUCCUUAAAGAGCACUUUUGGGCUGGAAUGAGUACAACCCAACGCAGCGAGAGUAUGAAUGCUUUUUUUGACGGUUAUGUUCAUUUAAAAACAAACUUGAAGGAGUUUGUCGACCAGUUUGACAAUGCGCUGAAUAAGAAAAUUGAGAAUGAAAAUCAUGCGGAAUUCCAAUCAUUUAGCCAGGUCAUUCCCUGUGUAUCGAGAUCUCCAAUUGAAAAGAAAUUUCAAGAGUUGUAUACUAACGCUAAAUUUAGAGAAGUACAGCAGCAAGUAAUAGGUGUGCUUGAUUUGAAUCCAUAUCUACUUACAUCGAAUGGUGUAAUGAAGAGUUAUUUGGUAAAAGAUGAAGUUCGUAUUGAGGAGUUCAGUAAAAUGGUUACAUAUUCAGUGGACUUUCAUGAAGAAGACUGCAAUGCUAAGUGUUCAUACCGAUGGAGAAAGGACAUCAAGAGGCGAUACACGUUAAUCUGCAGUAACUAUGACGCAGGGGAUCAGAGGCCUAAUGGUAAUAGAUAUUCAAUUUUGUUGAAUAUGUGUUAUGGGAUGAUUACAUAUGCGACGGAAUCUAAUGAGCAAUUCGAAGAUGCAAAGAACAGGAUAAAUGAGAUGACUGAAUGUUAUCUCGAGCAAACACGCAACAGAUCUUUGACCCACACAGAUUCGAAUGCUGGUUAUAUGACACUGGACACAACUGCAGUUGCUGGUUCACAACAAGUCAAGAGUCCACUUGUUGUCAAAGGGAAAGGAAGACCCCUAUCUCUGAGGAGAGCAUCUAGGAUGGAGACAAACAUACGAAAAGUUAAAGCCAAAUAG